This is a messenger RNA of Paramormyrops kingsleyae, 7566 nucleotides long. RefSeq names its product nucleoporin 214 (gene nup214). Gene Ontology annotation, biological process: RNA export from nucleus; protein import into nucleus. Gene Ontology annotation, cellular component: nuclear pore. The record is from RefSeq and is a predicted model, not a curated record. Lineage: Eukaryota; Metazoa; Chordata; Actinopteri; Osteoglossiformes; Mormyridae. Gene Ontology annotation, molecular function: protein binding; structural constituent of nuclear pore.
AUAGCCGCGAAAUGUAGCUUAACGUACGUACGCUUCUAAAGUGCGGGCAAAGCGUGCGUUUGUUCUGAAGUUCUUUUAUUACUAUAUUUUAGGACGCUUGUUUCCUUUAUCGGAAGUUGAGCCUCUUUAUUCGAGAUGAGUGACGAUCCGGACUCUGUCCCCGAAAGGGACAUGAAGUACUUCCAGUUUCGGCAAAUGAAGAAAAUCCGCGUCUUCGACUCCCCAGUGGAUCUGCCGAAGGAGAGGUCCAGCCUGCUUGCCGUUUCUAAUAAGUUCGGCCUGACGUUCGUUGGCCAGGACAGGACACUUAAAGUGUUCCUCACCCGUAACAUCUUGGCCGCUAAUAAAGUAGAGGGCAAUCCCAACGAAAUAGUGGAGGGAGUAAAAUCGCUGAAGGUCACUGUUGAGUUGCCCAUGCACAACCUGGCCCUGAGCAGCGACGAACUCACUCUUGCCGUCUGUGGGAUGUCUGACGAGAGUGGUCUCCUGCUCUCAUUCUAUGACGUCCGGACCUUAUUUAAUGAGGCGCGACCUGAGAAGUUGCCAUUCGCCUCCUUUGCGCCGGUCACCGAUUCAGGAGCCUUGGUGCAGGACCUGAAGUGGAACCCGGUACAGGCCUCGGUACUGGCCGCCUGUCUCUCAGAUGGCAGUAUGAUGGUGCUGGACGUCACAGAUAAGAUCACGGUGCAGGCCAAGCUGCCUGCCUCCGUGGGCAUUACCUGUGUUUGUUGGAGUCCCAAAGGAAAGCAGGUGGCUGCAGGAAAGCUGAACGCCACGGUGAUCCAGUACACCCCCAGUCUCCAAGAGAAGAAAGUCAUCCCCUGUCCAAAUUUCUACAGCUCGGACAACCCAGUCAAAGUGCUGGACAUCCUGUGGCUCAGCACCUAUGUCUUCGCUGUGGUGUAUGCAGCAGCCGACGGCUCCCUGGAGACGCCCCCGGAGCUGGUGGUGGUGUCCCUUCCUAAAAAAGAUGAGAAGAGAGAGGAGCGAUACUUGAACUUCAACGACCUGGUUUAUGGCGCCUGUACUGAGAGACAGCAUCACUACUUCCUCAGCCACAUCGAGGACUGGGACAUCGUCCUGGCUGCAUCUGCUGGUUCUAUUGAAGUUAGCAUCAUCGCCAAACAGGAGGACAAGACAAACUGGGAACUGUGGUUGCUGGAGGACGCAAGCAGGGCAGAACUGCCCGUCACACUAAACAAUGACGACACCCUGCCUGUAGGGGUCGCUAUUGACUACACCAGCCAAGACGAAAUCCGCAUCAGUGACGACUGCGUGUUGCCCCCUGCACCCACACUGAUGCUGCUGUCCACUGAUGGGGUGCUGUGCCCCUUCUCACUGGUGAACCAGAACAGAGACGUGAAGCAGCUGUCUGUGGCUCCCGUCGCCCUCAGCCUGGAGGGGGAGCGGCUGCCCGGUCCCGGGUCUGCCUCUGUGACCCGAGCUUCCACCAUGGUGACCACAGCAGCAAUGAUCCCCAUGGCAACCCCAGCUCCGCGGACAACACCCCUCACCUCAGCCUUCGGCUCUGCACCAAUCCCUACUCUGGCCCCCUCUGCCAGCAGCCAGACGGCCGCCUCUUCCUCCUCCUCUUCCUCCGGCUUCUCUUUCGCACUGCCAUCUCUCUCGACCGGCCCGUCCUUCUUCUCCAUCCCCACCACGACGACAGUCACCAUGGGGACCGGUGGCUUUGGGACGACUGGCAUGACGACCGCAGCGAAUGCAGCCUUCUCCUUCCCUGCUGCAACCAAGCCACCCUCAGAGAUGACGAUGGCCCCCACCUCGACCGCCCAGCGCCUUCCAGCUUCCUCCCCGGCCACCUCAUUUAAGCCCCCCCCAGAACCUGCCACACCGGGGGUGAAGGUGAACCUCAAUGGCCGGUUCCUGACCAUGGACACCCCAGGACCAGCUCCCCAAGUCGCCCGGGAGUUCUCCGUCACCUCCACCCCUAAGCCAGCCUUCUCCACCCCCCUUAACCAGUCCACCCCAGCUCUGACCUCCAGCAAGCCUGCUUCCUCCUCAGCCCAGGCCCGGCCUGCUCAGAGCAGCGCGGUCCUCCCCCCCGCAGCCGUCCCGCAGCCAGCUGCUCCCAAGGCCAUCGUCCCCGCCCAGGCCGCCAGCAGCAGCCCCUCCCCGCAGGUAACCUUGGCGGUGAAGGCCGCGGAGAAGCAGCUGCAGCAGAGGAAGGAAUCCGAUCCCGUCAUGGCUGGCAUUCUGGAGGAGAUCGCCCACUUUCAGAAGGAGCUUGAUGAGCUGAAGGCUCGCGCUGGUAAAGCCGAUUUCCAUGUGGGUUCACCUGAGCAGAUGAAGGAGCUCCGGCGGGAGGCCGAGGACCUCCACGUCUUCGCUCUCGAAAUCAAGGAAACGACAGAGUCUCUCCACGGUGACAUCGGAUCCUUAAAGACCACCCUGCUAGAGGGCUUCGCUGGGGUCGAGGAAGGCAAAACGCAGCGUGAGCUCAGCAAGGACAGUCGCUACCUGCAGUUACUCUACAAGAAGCCGCUGGACCCACGCCGGGAGGAGCAGCUCAAGGAAAUCCGGAGGCUGUACCAGUACGUGAAAUUCUCAGUGGAUGACGUCAGUGACAUGUUGGACCUGGAGUGGGAGAGGCACUUGGAGAAUAAGAAAAAGCAGAAGCACCUGAUUGUCCCCGGGCGUGAGGCUCUGUUCACCACCUUGGCCAACAACCUGGACAUCAUCAACCAGCAGCAGCGCAAGCUGGACUCGCUGGUCAAGGAUCUGCAGGCCCUCAGGCUGUACAACAAGACAGCCAGCAGCAAUUGGAGCAUGCCGAGACCCGCCCCGCCGUCCCAGCAGGGCCUGGACAGUGAAUUGGAGAGUCUGAGAGACACACUGUUGAAAGCCAGGCUGGAGUCUCCGCCCAAGGCUACCUCCGAAUCGCAAGUGAAAAUGUCUCCAGCAAAGCAGCACCAGCUCAGGAACUUCCUGUCCAAGAGACAGACGCCUCCAGUGCGCUCCACCGCUCCAGCCAACCUGUCGCGGUCGGCGUUCCUUUCUCCGAAUUACUACGAGGGCCUGGACGACGGCAGCUCCACCUCCUCCCUCUCGCAGGCGCUGGACCCUGAGGACUCGCGGCCUCUGGAGGAAGAGGUUUCCGCGGUGCCUCCCGCCCUGGCCACGGCCCGCCACCCCGCCGUGGUCCGCACCUCGUCCGUACAGCCCGGCUUUGGGAUUCAGGGCCCCCCCUUCGGCAAAGCGCCCGCAGGCUUCAGCUCCAUCGUGGGCCCCGCCCCCGGCAACAAGAUUAAUCUGGGCGGAGCAGACAGCACAGCAUUUGCCACCAAGACGGUGAAGCACGGGGCCCCACCCACGGAGAAGACCACACCCGUCACUGUGCCCCCCCAGCAGGCGGCCGCAACUGCCGCCCUGCGCAGGCAGAUGGCCAAUCAGAAACCAGGAACAGUUUCCACCUCCCUAACGGAGUCCACCUUGAAGACGGUGCCCCAGGUGGUGAAUGUCCAGGAGCUGAAGGACAAAGGACCGGCUGAGCCAGUGUCCACAGUCAUCAGCGCCUCCGUCCCGGCGUCCGCUGCCCAGGUGGUUCAGCAGAUGCUGGCGGCUACAGCCACGAAUCAGGCCAAACGGAAUUCCGCCCCUGGUGUGAAAGUGUCUGGCUCAGCAGGGGAGAGUUCAUCCAGUUCUCAGCCCAUCUUUGUCUUUGGUGGACCCCCAAAACCGGAAGCCCCUCCAUCUCCUGCAUCUACUUCCACCCCAGCCACCGUCUCCGCCCUCAAUCCCGGUGCUGAGCAGACGGGCAAGGUCUUCACUUUCUCUGCCAUGCCUGCUGGUGGAUUUAAUUUCUCGCCAUUAAGUACCACAACACUGACAUCACAUGGAACUGGAGCGCCUCUAGGAAAGGAUGUGAAUCCAUCAAACAAGUUCUCCUUCGCUCCUGGCAGUGGGAGUAAGUUGGUAUUUGCUCCGGAGGCUCCGUUCAGUCUCGUCCCCAAGUCCACUUCCCCCGUUCCCGCGUCCACUGGGUCUCCCGCCAUUUUGGCCGGUGGCUCCGGGGAGCCUGCUAAGGCGGCAUCUGCCUCGGCCACCUUGAAGACGGAGCCUCAGAUGCCCAAGUCUGGCUCGGCUGGGGAGACUCUGGGCAGUUUCUCGGGGCUCCGGGUGGGGCAGGGGGACGAUGAGCCCAGGGAAGCCCCCAAACCCGCCGCCCCCACGUCCUUCUCAUUCGGUCCGACCGAAGGGGCACCUGGGACGUCCGCGUCUGACUUCAGCUUUGGGGGCAACUUCCGAUUGGGUAAACCGGCGGAGCCAGCUGGCUCUGCAGAAGAACUUGCAUCAGGGGACCUGCCUAAGACUGUCACGACCAUAUUUGAGGGCGACACGGUAACUACGGCAGCUCCUUCCGGGGGGGUUUUCAAACCACCUGAACCAGGCCCCCCUGCUGCCGCCAAGUCCUCCUUCUCUGUGACGCAGCCUGAAGCGCUGGCCCCGGCUUCCUCCCCCACCUCGUUCGCAGACCUCCUCGCAGCCCCUCUAGCGCCCCCUGCAGCCAUGGAUGCCCCUGGCACCAAACCCCCUGUGACAAUUUCUGAGACCCCUGCAGUUGCGGAGAUCCCGAAACCCGCAGUGACCACACUGGACAGCUCUGUCGCCUCACCUUUUGGGGAUGUCGGCGCCACGCAGUCAUUUUCCACCCAAGCUGUCGCCGCGGAAACCGCCAUCCCUGCCGCCGUGCCGGAAAAGCCCUUAACUCCCCCGUCCCCGGCUCCCUCGCCUGUGCCCGCAGCUGCCCAGAAUCCCACGCCUCUUGUCGCACCCCCUCAGGCAGCCCAGACCCCAGCAGCCGAGAGUGUCAAGGCCACAGAAAGCCCAGUCACCGCGGCACCAGUCACCGCGGCACCAGUCACCGCGGCACCAGUCACCGCGGCACCAGUCACCGCGGCACCAGUCACCGCGGCACCAGUCUCGGCUCCCGCCCAGCAGGGGGUGUUUAGCCAGGCUCUUGUGUCUGAGAAACCGGGCUCCAUCUUCGCCCAGCCAGUGGUCAGCACCAAUUCCACCACCCCAGGCGUCGGUGCUCUCACCCCUGUCGUUUCCACGGCGGCGCCGGACACGACCCCGGCUCCCAGUCUGGGCUCCACCACAGCCGGCGCUCUCCCCACCACCACCUCUGUGUUUGGGCAGCCGGCGAGCUCGGUCAGCACCACCACCACCACUACCACCACCACCACCUCCAGUGGCUUCGGAUCUAGUGGAUUCGGUGUCGGGACCUCUGGCUUUGGGAAGCCCGUGUUCGGGCAGGUGGCCGGGUUCGGUCAGCCUGCCACCGGCUCCUCCGGUGGUUUCGGGUUCGGCCAGCCGGCCUUUGGGUCGAGUCCCGGCUUUGGGCAGACGGCUGCUGCCACUCCGGCCUCCAACAGCGGAGGUGGUCUCUUUGGAUCGUCCGGCUCCGGAGGUGCGAGCUCCUUCUCCUUUGGGCAGAUAAGUGCCAGUAACAGCAGCGCGCCUGGCGGCACCGGCCUGUUCGGACAGAGCGCGGCGCCCGCCUUCGGACAGCAGAGCUCCGGGUUCGGCCAGGGAUCCGUCUUCGGCAGCAGCGCCCCGACGACCACCUCCUCCACAGGGUUUGGCUUCGGACAGCCUUCCGCAUUUGGCAGCACCUCCACGCCUUUGUUCGGCCAGCAAACCAGCGGCGGCAGCGUCUUCGGACAGUCGGCCACGUCCGGAGGUGGCCUUUUUGGGCCUGGAGCCAACAGCGCCGCCGGGACGACUGCAGGGUCCGGGGGCUUCUUCAGCGGCCUCGGGGGCAAGCCGAGCGAGGACGCGGCUAACAGAAACCCAUUCGGGUCGACCGCCACAGAUUUCGGCCGAUCGAAUCAAGCAGGGUCCAGUAGCCUGUUUGGGGACAGCGGGGCCAAGACCUUCGGCUUUGGCACGUCCUCCUUCGGCGAGCAGAAACCCGGCGGCUCGUUCAGCACAGGCAGUGGCAGCGUGGCGUCCCAGGGCUUUGGCUCCUUCAGCACCCCCAGCAAGACGGGUGGUUUCGGCAGCGCCCCAGUUUUCGGCAGCCCGCCUGCCUUCGGGGGCUCACCAGCGUUCGGGCCAGCCUCGGCGUUUGCCUCGUCUCCGUCCUUCAGCAGCCCCAUGGGAUCCACUGGAGGCAAGGUCUUCGGAGAGGGUACAGCGGCCGCCAACGUUGGAGGAUUUGGCUUCGCCUCUGCCUCAACCGCCCCCACCUUUGGCAGUCUGGCCACUCAGACCACCCCAUCCUUUGGGAACCUAGCUCCCCCGGCUUCCGCGUUCGGGGCUCAGACCGGCGGCUUCUCCGGUUUCGGUUCCCCGGGAGCGUUCACUGGCAACUUUGGAUCCACCAAUCAAAAUUCUCAAACAUUCGGUGGUUGGAGGAGCUAGUUGGAGACCCCGCAGACGGCCUGCACCCCCGAGAUAUGGCCUGCAUCUCCUCUGCAAUCAAGCCCACUAGCAUGGAGCCUGGGGCUGGGAGCUGAGGGGAAUGGGGCGGGGGGGGGCGCCUGUCCUGCUAAAAACCCACAAAAGGGCUGCUUUUAAAUAAAAUAUUUCUUUGCUGCAAUUUUGUAUUUCCAUGCUAGUGAUGGGUAUCCAGGGAGCGGCGCUGCAUGCAUUACUGAGGGCAAAAUGCGCACAGAAGCCACAUCAGGGGGACUUGAUGCAGGCAGUCGUACAUUUUAUUACCAUUUGUAGGCACUUCGUUAAAUUGGCUUCAAGGCUCUUCGCUUCGCCCAGAGCUAAUCUCUGUUCCCCGUGCAAACCUGCUCUUACUGCCAUGAGUGUGUGUUUCUUUUGUAACUCUGAUUCUUGUUGAGUCCGUGCAGUGCUAACACAACCCAGCGGUGGAGGUGCGAGAUUAAAUCAGGCUGGCUGGGUGUGUGUUAUGUUCUCUGCGAAGCAGAGGUCUACGUGUUUGGCUUCAGCAGUUCUCUCGGACCCCGUGGAGAAUUGCGGCCUCUGCAUAAAAUAUCGCAUGUUUGGCAGGGGUGUUCAUUAAGUCCUGACUUCUGUAGGUCUGUAUUGCUGAUAUUAUAUAUUUUUCUUCAUUGGUCUGCUGAUAUAUAUAUUUUUCUCUUCAGAGUGAGGGGAAAAAAUUAAAAAGUAAAUGGAAAGUUAGUUUUGAAUUUUUCACACCCCAAGAAGUAAAUGGCAAACUUAAUCAGCCUGUUCUUUGGCAAGAAGUGCUCGUUUAACCGAUCGAUAAAACAGCUUGGUUUGUAGCUCUGAGUGUCUGAGCUUGGUGAGUUGGGGAGAGCGGCGAGCGCUUGCAGAAAGCUCUGCUCUGCCAGACCCCCAGAACCACCACAGACUUUCAGCAGGACCAUCCGUCUGAGUUAUUGGUCCACCUUACCAACCUGUUGGCACCAUGUGGAGAGACUGCUCUCUGGGUUCACGAAUAUUCUGGUAUAAUAGAAAAAAAAUGCAAUAAAAGCCUCAUACUGAUUUUUUUUUCUAACUCAUUCAAUGGUGUCUCCUGAGCCUGAAUACUGAGAACUGUACAAUGUCCUCCAGAGGCUGGACAUUUUAUACUGGAAAAUGGUAAAUAAACGUGUAAGAUUUUCA